This is a messenger RNA of Hevea brasiliensis (rubber tree), 1295 nucleotides long. Its product is annotated as floral homeotic protein AGAMOUS. Gene Ontology annotation, molecular function: DNA-binding transcription factor activity, RNA polymerase II-specific; protein dimerization activity; RNA polymerase II cis-regulatory region sequence-specific DNA binding. Bases 241 to 966 code for a protein of 241 amino acids. Gene Ontology annotation, cellular component: nucleus. Gene Ontology annotation, biological process: positive regulation of transcription by RNA polymerase II. The record is from RefSeq and is a predicted model, not a curated record. The transcript has 9 exons. NCBI's taxonomy places the organism in Eukaryota, Viridiplantae, Streptophyta, Magnoliopsida, Malpighiales, Euphorbiaceae.
UUGUUGUACAUAACAAUGGAUGAAGGGUCGUUUUUUCCUUUAUAAAUGCCCACCUCGUAGCACUGCCUUGCUUCCAUUUUCUGCAUCUCUUCCAACUCAUUUUUAUAGAAACAAAGAAAAGUCACAGAGAAACCCACAACCCAAAAGCAAAAUAGCCUUCGUUUCUCUCCGCAAUUAGCAUCUCUAUCCCUCACUUUGUUUAUUUCCUCCCAAAGGAUCACGUAGUAGCUAGCAGCUGCCAUGGCAUACCCGAGCGAGUCCAGGGAGACUUCACCCCAGAGGAAAAUGGGUAGGGGGAAGAUCGAGAUCAAGCGGAUCGAAAACACCACAAAUCGCCAAGUCACUUUCUGCAAAAGGCGCAAUGGUUUGCUCAAGAAAGCCUAUGAAUUAUCUGUUCUUUGUGAUGCUGAGGUUGCUCUUAUCGUCUUCUCUAGCCGCGGCCGCCUCUAUGAGUAUGCCAACAAUAGUGUUAAAUCUACAAUUGAGAGGUACAAGAAGGCUUGCGCAGAUUCAUCCAGUACUGGAUCUGUUUCUGAAGCUAAUGCUCAGUACUAUCAGCAAGAAGCUGCCAAGCUGCGUGUGCAAAUUAGCAAUUUGCAGAAUUCAAACGGGAAUAUGCUGGGUGAGUCUCUAGGAGCCUUGAAUGUCAAAGAACUUAAGAGCUUGGAGAUAAGAUUAGAGAGAGGAAUUAGUAGAAUUCGGUCCAAAAAGAAUGAGUUGUUGUUCGCAGAGAUCGAGUAUAUGCAGAAAAGGGAAAUUGAUUUGCACAGCAAUAAUCAGCUUCUCCGAGCUAAGAUUGCGGAAAACGAAAGGAAGCAGCAGAACAUGAAUAUGAUGCCAGGAGGUGGUAACUAUGAGAUCACGCAAUCUCAGACAUUUGACAACAGGAACUAUUUUCAAGUGAAUGCAUUACAACCCACCAAUCAUUACCCGCACCAAGACCAGAUGGCCCUUCAGAUAGUCUAAUAUGCUUCCAGGGCAUCCUUUAGUUCUAUUUUUCUGUGGAGAGUAUCAGGUAUAUAUUUCAACUGCUGAGAGCUGAUAGUAUGCCCAAAUUUUCUAGCAGAAAUCAACUUUGCCCGAGUACUAGCCUUGUGUAAUCCCUAAAUAGUGGUAUCCCACCAUACACUAGCCUUGUGCAAUCCCACUUAAGACCUAUUAGUGUUGUUGUAAGAGAAAGAUUUCUUUUCUGGAUGUUUUUCUAUGGCUAGUUUCAUUUACUUGCAUACUUCUCGUCUCUUGUGCACCUUCUAGUUGUAAUAUUAGUUCAUUUAUGGAAUCUACAAUUUGUGGCA